UUAAUCCGCCUUGGCGUUGCAACAAUUGGAGACAGACAUCGAAUCAGGAGACUUUCGGAGGCUUCUCUAAAACAGGCAAAUCAAACCACAGAGAACAGGGAAGGCGAGCAACAUGCAUCUACUGGUCGUCCUUCCUCGGCAAGAGAAAUUCUGUUGGAAAGAUCCAGAUUAUUUGGCUAUGCAAGGGGUACCAGUAAUAAACAAAAGGGUAGGGGGAAAAGAAAGUCAGUGCGUGGUGUCACACAUAAUUUCAUUUGCUUGGCGGACAAAGAACAAAAAUGUGUCCCAACAACAAGUGAAAAAGAAGUUCUGAAUAAUGCAGGUCUAGGGAGGAAAAAAAUAAAACUAAACAGAGAUGAUGAUGAACAAACUGUGAUUGAAAAGAUAAUGUCAUCAGAAAUGAAUACAGACACUAAUGAAACUGUUGGAUUUCCAGAACUUAGGGAAGCAGGGGGAUUUGAACUCCUCAGAAGUAGUCAAAAUUGUAGAGACCUCAAAAUUAUAGAUUGUGACUGGAAUGCUAAGGAGCUGCAAAAAAAUGUCAAUACACAGUCAACUAUAUAUAUAAGACCCAUUCAGAAAAAUCUGCCAACAAAAAAUAAAAAAUUGAAUCAAGAGCCAAGUAAUGCAGUGAAAGCUGUAUGUGAACGUUGCAAAGUUGAAUAUCCUAUUAUGCAAUUGAGAGAGCAUGUUGAUAUUUGCUAUGGAGAAUUAGAAGAAAUACUUCCUUCUUUAACUGAAGCUGAAUCAGUAUAUGUUGAUGCAGCAAUAACACAGACAUCACCAAUACCGGUAAAUGAACUGGACUUCAUUGAAAUAAGUCACACUUCAAGUAAUGUUGUACCUGUAUCACAAGUGGAUGCACCGCCAUUAAGUGAAUCACAUGUCAUGGUCAUUGAACCUAUCCAAGAAGUUGAAGUACAUGUACCAGUUAUCUCAACAGAGCAUACCAUAUCAGAUACUAUAAACCAAAUAGUUACCUUCUGCAAGCUGAAUAAUAUAACAGACCCUGUUGAGAUUUUGAAAAAGUUACAACAUGAAAUAUUAAGAGGAAGACCACUGGAUAUAGAAGAUGUCACUCAGGCCAAUGAGGGCGAAACCAGUUACAUUAUGGUCGACAGAAAUCAGCUAUUGGAGACAGCUUUUGAUGAAAUUCGUGCUAUUCCCCCAUCCAAUCUCAGUCUUACUCUGGAGGUGCAAUUCUACAAUGAGGUUGCAGCAGAUUAUGGAGGCCCUCGGAAAGAGUUUUUUAGGCUCAUCCUGAUAGAAAUUCAGCAGAAAUACUUUGAACAUGGCCUUAGAGUUGUGCUCGCAAAGGAAUAUGAAACUGUUGGCAAAAUUUUUGCACUAAGCAUUUUACAAAAUGGAAAAAUCCCUAGAAUGAUGUCUGAAGACAUUCUCAGAGAACUGUUUGCAGAUUCAACAGAACCCUCCAACCCAUGUAUAUCUGAACUGAGGAAAGGGCUUAACUCGCUGGGAAUAUAUGAGCUAUGCAGGCAGAUGCCGAGUUUUGUAUUUCUAUUCCAUCCCACGACUGUUACUUUAACGUUUCGGCGAAUUACAACUCUGUUAAGAGCAGAAUUUGACACAGAGGGUACAAACAAGAACGCACUUGAAAGGAAUGCCUACUCGGCAUUCCUGAGAUACCUCAGAGAAGUUGCCAGUGGCCGAAGGGAAAAUCUCUGUCUUGGAAGUAUAUUGCAGUUCAUAUCUGGUACGGAUGAGGAACCUGUCCUUGGAUUUAAAAUCCAACCAAGUAUCCGUUUUGUGGAAGUAGACCAGUCAUAUAUCCCAACGGCUAAUACAUGCAUAAACUGUCUUACUUUGCCCCGUGCAAGAGUUGGAACAGACUCAAAUUUACCUGAUGAUCAAGAACUUUUCUCUCUGUACGACUAUGCAUUUUGCAACAAUUUUUAUGGGUUACAGUGAAUAUCUGUAUACAUGUAGAGAGUUUUUGGUUAGCUAAAUAAAAAAAAUAUAUGUGUGGUUCCGGCUACCCUUCUUUCCCUAUUUCUCACCCCUGAUCCUAAUUUUUUUCUUUGGCAAUUUCCAAUUUAUCACCAAAACUUUCUCCCUUUCCAUUGGUUUCUGGUAUUAGUUUGUGUUUCAGCCAGUCUAAAGACGAAUAAUGACCCCUACAGGAAAAUGACCAGGGGGGGGGGGAUUUUCAUAACUAUGGGAAUCCACCAAUGUUGACUAGUAUAUUAUUCCCCGUCUAAAUGCUACCUGGAAAGUAGUAAUAGGUAUUAAGAAGAAAUUUUUUUAAAAAAAUAUCAUUUCGUAAAAAAAAUUCCUACCUACCUACCUGUUUUUUAUUGAUGGGUAACCGGAACCUCACCUAUUUUUUUCAUUUGGUCUAAGACUUUUUAACAAUCUUAAAGUUAUUCCUCAUGGUUCCCAUGUUGGUCAGGAAUUUAGAUUUGAAUAUUUACCAGAUUUUAUCUUGUGAGAAAUAUUUUUCACAUUUUCAUUUUUAGCUCUACUGGUCAGAGACGAGAAGAGCUUAUGUGAUAGUAAUGUGUCCGUCAGUCUGUCUGUCUGUCUGUAAACAAUUUUUCAAAAUGCUACUCCUCCUAAAGUUUUGGUCUGAUUUCAACAUUACUUGGCACACAGGUAGACAACACUAAGAUACAUAAUUCUGUGUAUCGGUUUUUGAAUUCGAUGAACAAUGUUGCCAUGGUUACUAAAAAUAGAAAUUUCUUUAAAAUUCUUUCAAAACGCUACUCCUUCUGGUCUAAUUUCAAUAUAACUUGGCGCACAAGUAAACUACACUAAGAUACAUAAUUCAGUUUUUGAUUUCGAUGAACAGUGUUGCCGUAGUUACUAAAAAUAGAAAUUUCUGUGAAAUUCUUUUAAAAUGUUACUCUUCCUACAAUUUUGGUCUGAUUUCAAUAUAACUUGGCACACAAGUAGACUACACUUAGAACUUAGAGAGACUUAAUCAAGGAUCAUUAUUCUAUUUAUUGCUGUUGUGAAGUUCCAAUUCCCAAGUGCUUAAGUACUUUUCUCUCCCAUUGCUAUAAGUACAAACCAGUAGAGCUUCAUUCUCAACAGAGACUUCUGGUUUUUAUUUAAGGAUAGCAUUUUAACACCUCAUAUGCUAGCAUUUUUUAUGCAUUUGUUGUAAGCUUUUCAAUACUGAAGUGAGUUAAGCUUUUUUUCUUAGAUUCAAUGCUCAGGUGAGCAAUGUGGCCUAUGGGUAUCUUGUAUUUUGCUUCUAAUUUUUUCUUAUAUCAGUUAAU
This is a messenger RNA of Saccostrea cuccullata (small rock oyster), 3242 nucleotides long. RefSeq lists its product as uncharacterized. Gene Ontology annotation, molecular function: ubiquitin-protein transferase activity. Gene Ontology annotation, biological process: protein polyubiquitination. NCBI's taxonomy places the organism in Eukaryota, Metazoa, Mollusca, Bivalvia, Ostreida, Ostreidae. The transcript is spliced from 6 exons. The coding region runs from base 388 to 1929 and encodes 513 amino acids. The record is from RefSeq and is a predicted model, not a curated record.